AUGCCUACACGCCAGAAACCGCCAGCACGUCACUUCUAUAUCUCAAUCGUCUUUGCGCUUUCUGUUUUCAUUUCUUUCUUCCUGUUGGACCACAUUUGCCCUUUUCCCGAAUCCGUAAUAUCCGGGGAUCCCUGGUGGAAAGUUAAUCCCUUGGUUGUUAUCGUUACGGUCAUCGAUGAUAACGGUUUCUCUCCGAACCAGAGAAGAUUUUCGAGUUCAGCGGGCUCAAUCAGGAACGGUACGUUGAGAGGCGAGACCGUUGGCAGAGUUGCUUCGAAAAAAAGUUUCAAUGUUACGAAGAGGGCCUUGGAGAAUAAAAAGAGAUAUGCCAACUUGCAUGGAUACGAACUUGCCGUCAAAAGUGUUAAAGAUUGGACGAGGUCGACGUCUUGGGCGAAAACGACCGCUCUUUUGGAGGCAAUGGACGAAUUCCCUUCGUCAUAUUGGUUAUGGUUCAUGGAUUCAAUGUUGAUUGGACAUGACUGUCAUGGUCUUAAUGCAGACUCAUUUCUCAUCAGGAAUAGCGAGUGGUCAAGAAAUUUCCUUAGAACCAUUCACAAUCCGGAAUUUUUUGAAAGGUUCGAAGAGGAAAGGAUUGUCAUGCAGAUGUUGAUUGACUACGAGACCAUCGAGGCCGAUGAUAAGAUUCAUUUCGUUCCUUUCGUGAAAUGGAGCGCAGAGGAUCAAGCGUCAUUGGGUAAGACGUUAAGAAACUGUGUGGAGCACAUUAGAUUUCACAACAUGGAUGCCGGUGAAUUUCGUGACAAGGUAGCACCUUUCAAAGAGGUUCUCGGCACGGAGUAUGAGAGGAUCUCGGGUUACUUUUCCGAGUCGUUUGGGAAGAACACAAAUGCGGCAGCCAUGAUUGCAAGUUGGAUUGAUCGCAAGGAUUUGGCGACCAAUCAGGAGACGGGUGGAAGCGGACUGAAUGAGGAUCACUCGUUUCAACCAUACUCCGCCUCGGAAAUUCCGUAUAGAUUUUGUUUAUUGGUGAGGGGUAGUAGCGAUGGAUUUAGCGCAAAAACAUUUCACUCCAAGUGUGACGGGAGGCGGAGCACCGUCACCUUAUUCAAACUUCAGGAUCACGAUAUCUUUGUGGGCGGUUAUAAUCCGGGCGUCUGGGAUGGCAACACCAGUAGCCUGAAUACCACCAACCAAGGUAAAAUAGGGAGACUGAUCAGUGCCGAAAGCUGCGAGUAUGCAUUGAACUGUUGGAGAUCCAAUGGUCCAUCGUUUGGAAAUUUGGAUUUACUGAUGCAUGGUCGGAAGCUCACAUUCAAGCAUAAGACAUAUAUGCCAAAUGUGAUGCCCUUUGAUGACGAGAUUAUUGUGAUCGAAGAUUAUGAGGUGUUUGAGGUUGUGGAAAAGGUGAAGGGGGGUGGAAAGGAUGCCGAGAGCAUCGAGAAGUGA
This is a messenger RNA of Acaulospora colombiana, 1410 nucleotides long. Lineage: Eukaryota; Fungi; Glomeromycota; Glomeromycetes; Diversisporales; Acaulosporaceae. The record is from the annotation of a GenBank genome assembly.